Paraglomus occultum is the source of this 693-nucleotide messenger RNA. The record is from the annotation of a GenBank genome assembly. NCBI's taxonomy places the organism in Eukaryota, Fungi, Glomeromycota, Glomeromycetes, Paraglomerales, Paraglomeraceae.
AUGAUCCUUAAUAGAAAUCAAAUUCAACACUUUGGGAGCAUACCGUGGACCGUUUUGGAAAAUGUGCGUUCAGGAACGGAACUUAAGACUAUUUUCGCAAAAUCUCAAUUUGACCUGGGCAAAUAUUCCUUACUUUUAACCGACUUGUGCAGUGUGUGGUUUGAAGAGUUAGAUGUGAUGGGAAUAAAAGAACGGGGAAAGAAAGUUAUUUGUGGAUUGGACGUAGAACAAGAAGAUAGAUUAAGCCAAUUAAUUGAGCAUUUAAAGAGUUUCGUACAGCAGAGACAGAAUCGCGUCAUAUAUACUGCUGAAAAUACUGAUGACAAGUUUACCUUGAGAGCCGUUAUCGCGUUAGAUUUGGCAUCCAUUCAAUGGGAAUUCGCUUGUGAAUUGGUGCAAUCCUACGGCCCUGCGUCUGAAACACAUGUUGACGGAAGCACCAUUCUUUAUGAGCAUUAUAUUCUCCCAAUGACGACGCUGACAUUAUCAUAUAAGAGACAAACAAGGACGUUAGAAGGAAUUAUUGAAGAGAAGCAAAACGAGAUCAACGAAGCUGUUGAUAUGAUGAAGAAGGCUGGCUUGGCGGUAAAUGCACGAAAGCGCAGAACAGCCCCGUUCAACGCAAAUGAAACAACCGAGUCGGAGAAAAAGGUGCAUUGGAUUAAUCAAAACUUGGCCCGAUUAAGUCGUUGA